AUCACUGUGACAAAGCGGACAUGAAUGCUGCGUCGGAUUUGUCAACAACCUGUGGUUUAUUAUUUUCCUAAAAUAAUUUAAAACGACAACGAAUGCGUUCCUUGUCAAUGUUUAAUGCGAUGAUGGAAAUGUGAGCAAGUAAAACACUGAAGUCUGGUUUUUCGAGUUCAAUCAGAGCGAGAAACUCAAGCUAAGUUUCAGUUUGCUAGCUGUAGAGUUGCGUUUUUGUUUGUAAACACACGUUUGUCUAAAGCCGUAGCGAUGGCUGAUGGAAGGUCUUUCAACGUAAAGUUGUUCAUUUAUGACCUGUCAAAAGGACUGGCCCGUCAGCUGAGUCCCAUGAUGUUAGGAAAGCAAGUCGAGGGAAUAUGGCACACAUCUAUAGUGGUUUAUGGGGAAGAGUUUUUCUUUGGAGGAGGGGGCAUUUUAAGCUGCUUUCCGGGUGGUACUAUUCUAGGUAUGUCUGAUUCCACAGUGGACCUUGGAAACACAGAAGUUCCCCGGGACCUUUUUCAGGAAUAUUUGUCUUCGCUCAGGGAGUCUACUUACAGACCUGAAAAAUACCACCUCUUUGAACACAACUGUAACACCUUUAGCUCUGAGGUUGCACAGUUUCUAACAGGAACUAAGAUUCCCUCAUACAUCACUGACUUCCCAUCUGAGGUGCUCGCUACACCUUUUGGACAAGCACUCCGUCCUUUUCUCGAUUCAGUCACCAUCACUCCAUCGGGGGAUAAUGGCAUGAAUGGAUAUGGCCAGUGGUAGAUCUGGCUGCAUCUAAAAAUGUAUUAUUGCAGCAGUCAUGAAGCUUGUGUAUCAGACUUAUAAUAAUAAUAAUAAUAAUAAUAGUUUACUUAUGUUUCACCCAUUGUGCCUAUAUAAAUAGCAUUUAUAUAAAAGCAGGUCUUCCAGAUUUUCUGCUCAGUGCCUUUUCAAACUCAAGUGAUGAGUUUUUCAGUCUCUUGAACUUUCCUUCAGUGGUCUGCGGUGUAAACAAAUAGUCCGGUUUGUCUGUAUAGUUGACUUUUCAGUACAGGAUUUACAGUUCCACUGGUACAAACUACCAGUGGCAACAAAAUGUUAGCUAUAAUAACCCCUGUGGAUGUUUGAAAUGUAAAAUGUAUUUUAUAAAACUACAAAGUAGCAUUAUAAUUACUAGGCAAUUGUUUGCACUAAUCUUUAACAAAACAGCCAACUUUUUAAAAAAUAAUUUAAAUGUACCAAAGCAAAUUGUAUCAGGAUUCCCCUCAACAGUCUGUAGGUGUCUCUGUUCUACCUCAACAUGAUCUGUUGCGUUAAGUCAGAUGCUUUAAGAGGAAUAGAGGAUGAGAAUUAGGUUGCUAAUUAUUAAAAAUAUGCUAUGGUGAUUAAUACUGAUUUGAGGAGUGACAUUUAGAGUCCCUUAUUUAUGUGUAAAUUAAUUAGACAAUUCAUGCACCUUUACUGUUUACUGUGCUUUCAGAUGCCUAACUCAGUCACUCUUUCCUUAAUCAUUCACUUCCUUUGUACUGAUUGUUGACUCUUUCUGUGUUGUAAGUUGUUAUCUAAACCUUACCUUUACUCAGAACAACAUUUAUAUCAAUCCUAGAGUGCCAUGAAUAUAUACUGAAGAGGGUUUAAGGGAUCAGUGACGUCGCAAGAAGCACAGUGUCCCACAGAUGAAGCUAAUGAAUGUUUUAUAAAUGUGCAUUUUUUGCAAAUUUGUUUAUGUGCAGGUGUCACCAGCAAUGGACCCAAUAGGAAAGUUGUUGUAUUUUAAGUCUUUUGACUCUUGUCCAAUUGCUUCCAAUAUAGUAGGAAUGUGGCUUUGGUGACCAUUAAUAGUAAUUAUUCGACUAGCAGUAUGUAAUUCAUAACUAAGUGGUUUGAUGGUAAAUGGUCUGAACUCUCUAAAGUCCAUAUAGGACCAAUGUAAUCAUAACAAACACAUUAGCAAUGAGACAUAUGUAUGAUUUUUAACCGGUUUAUAAAAAUGUGAACGAUUUGUAACUUGAGAUUUUAUAAAUGAAAAACAUUCCUAGUAGUAAUAUCACAGUAAGGUUUAUUUUAGUAGGUUCAGGUUAUGCUGCCUGAUUGAUCUGUGUUACUGUUGUUCUAAAAAAAAAAAAACUAUUUACAGCUUUCCUGCCUCAAAUAAACCUCAUUCAUGUGUUUAAA
Molecule: messenger RNA, 2157 nt
Organism: Sinocyclocheilus rhinocerous
Lineage: Eukaryota; Metazoa; Chordata; Actinopteri; Cypriniformes; Cyprinidae
Product: desumoylating isopeptidase 1-like
Exons: 6
Coding region: 262-765 (167 amino acids)
Biological process (GO): protein modification by small protein removal
Molecular function (GO): peptidase activity
Source: RefSeq, a predicted model, not a curated record